Messenger RNA from Zophobas morio, 2251 nucleotides. Its product is annotated as probable cytochrome P450 6a21. The coding region runs from base 584 to 2155 and encodes 523 amino acids. The record is from RefSeq and is a predicted model, not a curated record. The transcript is spliced from 3 exons. Lineage: Eukaryota; Metazoa; Arthropoda; Insecta; Coleoptera; Tenebrionidae. Gene Ontology annotation, molecular function: oxidoreductase activity, acting on paired donors, with incorporation or reduction of molecular oxygen; monooxygenase activity; iron ion binding.
UCGAGUUCACACAUUCUACGUGAAAACGUGUACAUUACCAGCUCGCUCUUUUCGUUGAAAUAUAUCGUUGUCCCGUUAAAAAGGCCAAAUCUAACUUUGAAAGAAAACACCCUGUUCAUGUCGUGACAAGUUUAAAUUGUAGCCCUAAAUGAGUUUCAUAAAUAUCAGACUAACUUGAAAAUGUUUUUCAGUUCUUCUGUGACCAAAUUGGGAUAACAUGCAUUAGUGUUUACACAGUUUUCUUGUAUGGGUACUUAGGAAUGGUUUUAGCACAGGCCAGAUAAAGUUUUUUUGAAAAGUCGACACGCUACAGACUUUUUUUGUUUUUGUAAUAUUUUCGUAUAUUUUUCUUUUCGGCAUUUGUCGUUUGCUUUUUAGAAUCAGCAUUAAAAAAAAAGUUUUAAAAAACUGACAACUCGUCUAAAAUAUAUAAUAAAAUAAAAUUCGAUGAACGCAAAAGGUGUACACGAGUUGAACGAAAAAAAUAUACUACGGCAGAAAAUUAUGGUUGUAUUCGUUUAAAAAUUAUGUUGUGCAAUCUUCGUGAAGUACAGAUUUUUGCCGCUCAAACAAAUACCGCAGUAUGAUGCUUAUCGAUCAGUCAAGUAGAAAUAUUCUCCGCGAAAACAUGUUCAUUACCAACUUUAUCACCACAGAUUUAAUCGCUCUAUUCGUAACUCUUGCAGUUUUGUUCGUCAGCUACUGGAAAUGGACAUACAAAUAUUGGCAAAAACGCAACGUCCCAUACGUGCAACCCCAAAUCCCCUUUGGGAAUCUCAGCAAUUCCUUCAAAGGCAAAGAAUACAUCGGAGUCAGCCUGAAAAAUAUCUACGACAAAAUGAAACUCGAAGGUUCGAAACAUGCCGGUAUCUACAUGUUCAACAAAUCCAUCUACUUCCCGAUCGAUUUAGACUUCGUAAGAAACAUCAUAACGAAGGAUUUUGACCAUUUCGUCGACCGUGACUUUCACUCAAACAAAAAAGAACCUCUGCAAGGCCAUCUCGGCAAUCUAGAGGGCACCGAAUGGAGGAAUAUGAGGACGAAACUAACACCAGCUUUCACUUCGGGGAAAAUGAAAAUGAUGUUCCAGGUGAUGGCAGAGUGCCAGAAGGAUCUGCUAACGAAGAUGCACGAAGAAUGUUUGAAGAACAAGCCUAUCGACAUUAAAGACGUUUUGGCACGGUUUACUACAAAUGUCAUCGGGUCAUGUGCUUUUGGCCUGGACUGUAAAGCUCUGGAAGACGAAAAUUCAGAGUUCAGAAAUUGUGGGAAGCAAAUAUUUGAAGAAACCAAAUUUGAGACUUUUAAGCGACUUUUAGUGAUGACGUUUCCUAACAUUACCGCGUUUUUUAAUAUUUGGACGAUACGUAAACAUGUGGUUGAAUUUAUACUACACAUAGUUGAGAACACGAUAGAAUACCGGGAGAAAAAUAACACCAAUAGGAACGAUUUUUUGCAACAGAUGAUAAAAUUGAAGAACAAUCCACCUAGAAAUCCUGGUGAGCAUGACGGGAAACCUCUAACACUGGGUGAAGUGGUGGCCCAGUGUUUCGUUUUCUUUGCAGCGGGCUUUGAAACCUCAUCAACUCUAAUGUCUUUCGCGCUUUAUGAGCUCGCUAAGCAUCAAGACAUACAAGAAAAGUUGAGAGUUGAAAUUAAUUCGGUUUUGGAUAAGCAUGACAAACAAAUUACGUAUGACUCGAUCCAAGACAUGAAGUAUUUAGGUCAAGUUGUUGAUGAAACUCUAAGAAAACACCCUCCGGCACCUUUUCUUAACAGAAAAUGUGUGAAGGAGUACAAAGUUCCAGGUGAAGAUUUGGUAAUCGAGAAGGGUAUUGGUGUCAUGAUUUCAGUACUAGGAAUACAUUACGAUGAAGAAUAUUACCCGAAUCCUACGCAGUUCAAUCCUGAUCAUUUCAGUGAUGAAAAUAAGAACUCAAGACAUAACUUUGCAUAUUUGCCUUUCGGUGAAGGUCCUAGGAACUGCAUUGGAAUGCGUUUUGGCUUGCUUCUGUCAAAACUGGGUCUGGCUUGUUUAAUAAAGAAUUAUAAAUUCUCUAUUAACAAGAAAACGCUGGAACCUCUAAGAUAUAAAAAAAAUGGUCGUGUGCUUGCGGCAGAGGGCGAGAUAUGGCUGAACGCUCAAAAAAUUUAGUAUUUAGUUCUAUAUUGAUUUAAUAUAAUUGUUUCAUUUAUGUUGUCACUACAUUUGUAUGUUUAACUGAUUGAAUAAAAGACAAUUUUAUCUACA